Rhizophagus irregularis DAOM 181602=DAOM 197198 is the source of this 1646-nucleotide messenger RNA. The record is from RefSeq and is a predicted model, not a curated record. Lineage: Eukaryota; Fungi; Glomeromycota; Glomeromycetes; Glomerales; Glomeraceae.
AUGUCUUCAAAAUUUUGGGCAGAAUUAUCAAGUGAUUAUGAAAAGCUUUUUGAAACUGAAUUAGGAUACGAUGUUAUUAUUUAUGCAGGGGAUGAACUAAAUAUUAAAGAGAUACAUGCUCAUUCAAGCAUUUUAUGUAUCAGGUCUCAAUAUUUUCGAUCUGCAUUUUCUAAUGAAUGGGCUGAGAAAAAGGACGGAAAAUUUAUUUUAAGAAAACCAAAUAUUUCUCCUCAUUUAUUUAAUAUCAUUCUCAGAUUUAUUUAUUGUGGAAAUAUUGAAUUGAAAAAUUUACAAGGUCCUGAAGUAUUAAAACUUUUGAUAGCAGUUGAUGAACUUAAUAUUCAACAAUUGAUUACUUAUAUUCAAGAAUAUUUAAUUGAACAUCAAACUGAAUUUUUGUAUCAAAAUCCAACUGGUAUUCUUGAAACUGUUUAUCAACAUGAAACAUUUACGGAUUUAUGGGAUUUUUGUCUUGAAAAAAUCUGUGAAGAACCUAAAAUUUUAUUUAAUUCAGAUAAAUUUAUUGAUUUAAAAGCUCCAUUAUUGGAAAUGUUGAUUAAACGGGAUGAUUUAAAUAUGGAAGAAAUUAAGAUUUGGGAAGGUUUAUUAAAAUGGUGUUUUUAUCAACAAAACGUGAUAAAUGAUCCAACGAAAUGGAGUAAAGAAGAUAUUAUAAAAAUUGAAAGGUCAUUACAAAGGUUUAUCCCUUUGAUUAGAUUUUAUGAUAUUAACCCUGCAGAUUUCUUUUAUAAAGUUUAUUGUUAUAAAGAAAUCUUGCCUCAAGAUUUAAUUCAUAAACUUUUAGAAUUUCAUAUAGUUCCUGAUAUGAAACCUAAAACUAAUGUAAUGUCUUCAAGAAGACCAAAACUUGAUUCAACCUUGAUUGAAUCAAAUCAUAUUCCACUAUUUGCUUCAUGGAUUGAUAGAAAAGAUUCUUCCUAUGAUAAAUAUGAUAACCCUUAUGAAUUUAAAUUAUUAUAUAAUUCUGAUAGGGAUGGAUUUAAUGCUUCAUCAUUUCAUAGAAAUUGUGAUAAUAAAGGAGCUACUAUUUGGAUAGCAAAAAUUCAAGGUACAAAACAAUUAGUUGGAGGUUAUAAUCCACUUGAUUGGUGUGGAAGUAAUAUUUGGAAAAACACUACAGAUAGUUUUCUAUUUUAUCUUAAAGAUGAAAAAGAUAUUUCUAAUGCAAAAUUAAGUUAUGUUAAUAAUGCAAAUUAUGCUAUUUAUUGCCAUGAUACUCAAGGACCGCAUAUGGGCGACUUUCUCUGUAGUGGAGCUAAUAAUUGGUAUUUUUAUAGUAUUAAUGUUGGUAUAAUCUAUCCUAAGAUAGAUAUUCCAGAAAACUUUAUGGUUGAGAAUUAUGAAGUAUUCCAAGUAAUUAAAAAAUAGUUAAACCGUUAUAUAUUUAUCCUUUUAGGGGGUCUUUAUAAUAUGAAUAGAAUAUGAUUUAUAAAUUUAUAAAAAGGUUUAUUAUGAAUUAACGCAAAUACUGAUUUUCACUAUUUCUAAGUUUAUCUUUAUUAUCGGAUAAGUUUUUAAUUUAAAUUAUAAUUAGUAUAAUUUUUUUAUAUGAAAUACUAUACGUUAUUUUACAAGGGUUAUAACUACAGUAUAUGGAUAUUUAGUAUAAUAAUAAUAAGAAAAUU